Molecule: messenger RNA, 2521 nt
Organism: Manihot esculenta (cassava)
Lineage: Eukaryota; Viridiplantae; Streptophyta; Magnoliopsida; Malpighiales; Euphorbiaceae
Exons: 4
Coding region: 318-1997 (559 amino acids)
Source: RefSeq, a predicted model, not a curated record
AGUGCAACGCACGAGCAGUGGCAAGCCACUGUUCUUAGCCCUUCCGUAAUAAAAAUUAAUUUAAUAUUAUGUGAACUAUCAGUCCACGUAUGAGUUAUUACACUGAUAAGAACAGAGAGUACACUUGAUUUUGGCCAAAAGGCCCAGAAAGGUAUGCUUUUGUAGCGCUUGAGUUUCCUUACUUAUAGACCUCGUCUCCGCUCUUACGCUCUUUUAUUUUUCUGGGAAUUUGCAUGUGGUCUUGGCCUGAGCAGCCGUCACUUAAAAGCUUUUCAAAUUGAGCCCAAACUUCUUGUUCGCUUCUUCCUCCGCUUCCAAUGGCGAGCGCAUACCGCGCUAUCUUCUCUUUCCACGCGCCACCCAAAAUCACCUCUGGCACCGUCUACAGGCACCGGCUAAGCUGCCUUGCCUCUUCUGUUCCUGCCCCAUUUCCAUCAAAACGCACGAACAGGAAAAAUCACUUACGCCCCAAAAUCCAUAAAACCCUAACUAAACCCUUAACCCCCGCUCCUCUUCCUCAUAUAGUUCCAGUAGAGCACACGAUUCCCAUUCCCAUUCCUCUCCCGCCUGCAAACGACGCUGUUUUAGAUGCUCCCUGGGGUGAAAUUUCCAGCGGAAGCCUUCUCGCUGAAGAAACCGAUAGGUUUGAAGAAUUUGGUGUUUCGGAGACUAUAGGCGCCGCCGGACAAUAUAGUUGCAUUGUUGGUAAAUUUUCCGCCAAGUCUCUAAUGAAAUUCUGUGGUUAUUUGGUUGGGGUUACAAUUUGUGCUGUUUGGGUGCUGGGGAACUCCAGUUCAUCUAAGAAAGAAGUGAGAUUGAAUAAUUUGGAUAGUAAGGGGAGAAUUUUUCUGAACGGAAACAACGUGGCUUACUUUGAUGGCACUGAUCAGGAAGAGAAAAUCAGUGAAAUUAGGGCAAUGGCAAGGGAGGCGAGGGAGAAAGAGAAAAGGGGGAGGAAGGAGGGUAACGAAGAAAGUGACAUUGAAAAGGAGAUUGGAGAAAGAUUGGUUAAAUUGGAAAAGAGAUUGAAUUCCAAGAAAGAAAAGUUGCCUGAAUCAUUUAUGAAUUAUUUGGGCCUGUUUGGGAAUGAUGAUGAUGAUGAUGAUGAAGGGCUUAGCGAGAAUAGUUUGGACCCAAAAGAGGAUCUCAAAGCACUGAUGUUCAAGAAAAAGUUUAAGUUUAAAAGCCCUUCAAUGAACUCGCGAAAUAGUCCAAAGGGAUUUUCAGGUUCAAGUAGCAUAAAUGGAAGUUAUCCAAAUGGUGAAUCUACAAGCAGUAAUUCUGGAACUAUGAAAAUAGAUGGGGGAAUGAAAGCGGCGGGUGUUCAGUUGAAUUCAUCAAAAGGUGGCAACAAGUUAGAGAAGGAAAAAGAGGAUUUGCCGAAGGAAUUACAGUCUGGCACUGAUCAGAAGACUAGGAAAGGAAGAUUAUCAAGUGAAGUAACCAAGUCAUGGAAAUCAAGAGAUUUGGAGAAACAGAAGUCUCUAAGGUUAACAAAAGAGAACCAGCAAACUACUACAAAUUUAGAUGUUCCAUCUUCAUCAAGAAGAAAUAGCAGCAGCAACACUGGAAAGAGACCAGUAGCCAACAAAGUGGGGGAUAAAAAAUCAGCUGUGCAAACAAAUUUGUGGUGGUUGAAGCUUCCUUAUGCUCUAGCUAUCCUUAUGCGUAGAGGCUCAGAAAAAGAAGAACCAGCUGGGCUUUAUGCUUUAAGAACACCUUAUCAGGCAGGCGACCAAGCUUGCACUGUUGCUUUUGAGGACCGUGGUGAUGCCAAUAACUUCUGCUAUUUACUUGAAUCCUACUUUGAAGAUUUAGGGGACUUCAGUGCUGACAUUGUUCCACUGUCAAUUCAAGAACUUCAUGAGGGAGUAAAAUCUCGUUCCAAGAAGGUAAUUGUUGUAAAGAAGGGGCAGCUUAAGCUUUAUGCUGGUCAGCCAUUUGCUGAAGUUGAGAUGGCUUUGCUCUCUUUGAUUGAUCAAGAUCAAGGUAUCUAGUUUUCCUUGGUUCAUUGGAUGAGCGACAUAAUGAGGCGUAGGCGGCUCUGUCUCCUAUCCGCCAAUCAUUUUAGCGGAAACCAAACAUGAGAUCUGAUGGAAAUUAGAAGCCUUUACUAUUGGAGAUAUCCGAUUGGGACAUUAGGGUAUUUGUGGAAGAAAUUAAUGAUCAGACCUGGAAUUCUUCUUCAUUACGUGGAUAAAUUCUUAUCAUAGAUUUCCUGAAUCUAUGGAGGACUUCUGACGGCAAGUUCUGGUCAGAGGAAGCAACCGUCUCAAUGCUGCUGGUAUUAUACAGCAAUUGGUGUGUGAACUGUGAAGCAUGAAGCUAUAGAUGUGUUGAUUUUUGUUAGGAAAACGUGCGGUCUUCUCUCCGAAUCAUUUUAUUUUUUAAUUGUCUUUGUUGAUGUCUCUUUGUUUUUAGGUGUUUGUGACUUGAAAAUUUAACUUGUAAAUAAGAAAGUUAAAACAAAUGAACCCAUUCAAUAUUGGAUCUUUUGUGGUAAUCAAUCAUGUUCAAGCAA